Moneuplotes crassus is the source of this 1458-nucleotide messenger RNA. The record is from the annotation of a GenBank genome assembly. Lineage: Eukaryota; Ciliophora; Spirotrichea; Euplotida; Euplotidae.
AUGGAAAACACAACGCUUGAGGACCAAUUCGACCUCAUCUUUGAUAUCUUUACAAAGAUUUAUAAAGCAGAAACAACUUUUGAACACCAAGAUGAUUUGUCAGCCCAACUCCAGGCUCUUUCUCAGGCCAUAAGUGAUAUGAAACAGCCAGUUGGGGAAGCUGACAAGGAGGUUUUGGAGACAAAUAGUGACUUUGCAACCUUUUGAUUCCAAAUAGUGUGAAAAUUCCCACUAAAAGUUCCAACAUCUAUCUAUUUUUCACUCACAAAUAUCGGAAUUUCAAUUGCAAAAGCAUUAAAAGCUGAUCCACAUGAAUCAAGGAAAUUCGUGGAAGUGUCCUUGAGAAUGCUGCUGGAAAAUACCAGCAAAGACAUAGAGGACUAUAAACAGUUUACACAAUGGUUUAUGACCAUCAGUGACGAGAUUCAGCUAUUAUACUUACAAGAGGAGGAUAACCCAAUUUUGGAACUAUUCACACAAUUUUUGGAUCAAAUUUUCAACCAAUCUGAACAAAUUGGCAAAAACUUACUUGAAAAUGCUUCUCAUGAGGCCGGCUUACAAUAUGAAGAAAUAAAGCUUGAUAGCACCAGAUUGGCAACAAUCUCAAAAUACCUCUUUCAAGAUGUAGAAAGAAGUAUUGAAAGGACACUUCCAACAGUGUCAAACUGACUACUCAAGAUUCUGAGCUACCUAGCAGACCUCACACAGCAGAAAACUGACUGAAGAAUUAGCCUGUCAUCGUCAAUUCAAGUCUACCUAUGUGACCUCUUCGAGGCACUUCAGAAAGAGUACACUAAUGCAUACUUGGAUGAGGAUUUAGUGAAAAUAAUUUAUGAGGACAAAGAAUCUCAGUUGUUUCACUACCACGCAAACAUACUUGAAAUUUUUGAGACUCUGUCUCAGAUUUUCAACAAUAUUACAGCUGAAGGAGACAAAGUAGCUGAGGUUUGUCAAACUUUGUUUGACAACAAAGCUUGUGAGUUCUCCUUAGCUCUAGUAGUCCUUGUAGAUAAAUUAGUGAAGAUCCUCACAUCCCUCACAAUUGUGCCUAAGAAUGACGCUGUGGAGAUUAAUAAGAUGGAAGAUCCAAAGACGAAGAAGUCCAGUCACCCUGUGGCUGGACUUCAGACUAAAUGUGUUCGCUUAGUUGGCAAUCUGAUCUCCCAAUGCCCCUCAACUGUGGGCUAUUUUGAGGAAAAUCUGGAUCAGCUGGGUCUGAUGCUGAGUCAUACCAAAAUUGACUUCGUCAAUGUUGGAUUACGAGAACAAGCCAUGCUCUGAACAAAGUACUUGAUUGAUCAAUCAGAAAUAAUUCGUGAAAGCUUAGGCGCCAUGACAAAGCUCAGUACUGAUGAAGAAGGCAAGGAAUUGCUGAAGAAAGUAGGGCUCAGCGAAGAUUACUUCCUAAAUAAAUCCAAAGUGGACAUGGUGCAGUCUCCUUUUGAGAAGAAAGAGUAA